UUUACUGGUUGCUCUCCUGUCAAAUAGCAGUUGUGGUAAUUUAUAAAACUCACCAAGAUAAGGUAUGGAAAUAAUUUCAGAUGUGAAUUUUGAAAGCACGUGUUUGGGGAUUGGAUGUUAUUCUCUGUGAUGAAGCCAUACAGCAACAUGAAUAUCUGCAGCACAAACUUUAGGAAAACAAACUGGUUUGGAAAUGCUUUUGAAAUAAUGUGUAGACAAAGUUGUAGCUGCUUUUCCUUUGUUGAUGUAAUCUAAUUCAGGGUGUGUUCGAAGUCAUGCUUUGAACAUAGUUGAGGACAAAAUUGUAUUUAAAACAAAAAUUUUCUCCAAAAAAUUUCAAACACCUUUUUUAAGCAUUUUAGAUUUAUUAAAUGAGAGUUGUGUUUUGCUUUGAACACAGAAACUAAUUAAUUUCAUAAAACCCUUGACGCUAUUAGUCAUUUUGUGUUUUUAUUUUUGUUGGAUAACAGCCUGCAGUCUCAAGUUCCUUCAAAUGUGAUGGUCUUUUGGAAUGAACCUUAAUCUUCAGCUGACCCUCGCAAGUUUUCAAUGGGAUUCAAGUCAGGGUUUAGAGCAAAUCUAUCGAUAAGGUGCAUUAUGGAGUUAGCUUUCUACCAGGAGCAAUGGAUGAUGUCAUGUUGGAAGGAAAAGCGAUAAUCCAUGUCCAAUUUUGUCACAAACUCCUGAAGGUUUUGUUUCAAAUUUUUAACAUACUGCUCACCCUUUGAUUAUGAUCCAUUCCUCACUUGCAGGAUUUUCUUUCAUUGAAGGAACCCCACCACAGCAUGUCUCACUAGGUUUAGUGUUCUUUAGGUUAUAGACAUUCAUUUCUGUGUGCAAAGUUAAAAAUAAAUAAUGCAAGUGUCCACAAAUAGAUCUAUGCUAAUAUACUAUGCUCUGCUUAACAUAACUUAAAAAACAUUGCGAACGCACUGUUUUAUUUUGAAAUGCGGAAGUGGUGCACAGGUCUUCCCGUUGUCAAGCCUGCGUUAUGAAAUGUGAGGAAGGAAAUGUUUAACGAUAAAUUUGUCUUGGAAUGAGUGAGUUUCUUCAAGGAGAGAAGGUAUAGUUAGUUUUCGACCAUAUACGUGUUCAACAAAGUAACAGAUCAUGUCAGCGAUCAAGGUUGCCCUACAGCACAGCCCAAAGGGUGGGAGGCGGAAAACCUCCAAGACGAUGUCUGCAGACGUGUCUCCAGACUCCAAGUGCCCCAUCUGUUUGGACAUAUUUCAUAAUAUGUCCUACUUGGACCGCUGCCUCCAUAAAUUCUGCUUCCGUUGUAUUCUGGAGUGGUCGAAGAACAAACCUGAGUGCCCACUGUGCAAACAGCCGUUUAGUUCAAUCUAUCACAGCAUAAAAUCAGAUGAGGACUUUCAAAAAUAUGAACUGAAACAGCAGGUGGAAAAUUCCUCAUUUGGUUAUUUCGGAGGAGUUCGGUUUCGAUACCGAACGACUCUCACUGGGGUUCAUCGACAGAUGAGAAGAACCUCUCCGCCUCCAGAUAACGGAGUAAUGUUUGAAGCUUCCUCCGAUUUACCCCAGCAGAGACGGGAUCGAUACAUUCGCCGCAUGAUGACGAGGUUGGCGGCUAAGAGGAGAGCUGCAAGCGAAGGCAGAGCCGUGAACAAUCUCAGGGAACAGGAGAUGAUCAACUUCAGAAGGGAGCUCUACCGAAGGGGGGUCAGGGUGAGGAUUGUGAGGGACGGCGGGCGCUCCAGAGACACAUCCGCUGAAUUUUAUAGAAGAAAUCCUGCCUGCCUACACAGACUCGUCCCGUGGCUAAAAAGAGAACUGAUGGUGCUGUACGGGGCCCACGGCUCCUUGGUCAACAUAGUUCAGCAUAUCAUCAUGUCACGCAUUACACGCUACGAUAUGGAGGACGGGGCCAUCCAGGAAGAGCUCAGACCUUUCCUGCAGGGUCGGACAGAACACUUUCUGCACGAAUUUAUCAAUUUUGCAAAGUCCCCCUUCAAUAUGGAGGCCUACGACCAACAUGCCGUUUAUGAUUGCCCUGCACCCUCCUCCAAUGAGCACAGCAGCUCCAACUCCUCUGUAAUCGCCAUUUCAGAGGACGAGGAAAACUCUGCAGAGAUGGAACCUCCUGGGAACUCGGCAUAUACUCUGAGUCAGUCUUUGUGGGACGAUGAGACGCCGGGGCCUUCGUAUUCAACAACAACAGAGUCCAGCAGGCAAGACUUUCAAACAGUCCUGGACUUGGAUUCAGAAAGCAGCUCAGAAGACGAACAGCAAAUUUUUGGUGCUUCUCCACCACAAAUUAGAUCUCAUAGCCAAACAGAUGUUGCUCAUGCUGACGGCACCAUAGAAGACUGUGCAUCUUCCGAUGGUGAUGACUGUGUCAUUGUGGGAUAUGUUAAGCCUACAACAGAAAGGACUCCAGAGCUGGUUCAUCUGUCUUCCGACUCUGAUGGCUCUUCUGUUGAGGAGAACCCAGAAGCUCCUCUUCAGUCGCAACACAUCCGUUUCACCAGCUGUAGUCCUGCAAAUUCACACAGUAGUGAUUCCAGUAAGGCUGGAGAAACUACAAAAGGCCAAACAGACCACCGUCAUCAGUCCUCCUCUAAAGAAACACUUAGCUCAAACACAUACAAUACUUCAACUGGUAGAAGAACACAUAAAAGGUUUGACAGCAGGGAAAGGUCUAUUGAGGGACAUAAAUCAAAGGGGAGAGACCACAAGAGAAAGAAGAGCCACUCAAAGAGCAGAGGGCGCAAGUACUCUAGCAAAAGUCCAGUAAUUUCUCAAAGCACUUUCAAUUCUCAUGCCCGUCGUGGAAACUUCUCAAAAAGUGAUGGACUGCAUGCAAGGAGGGACAGCGACCACAGCUACCAGUCAUACACCCAUUACAGACGAGAGAGAAAUGGUAGCGUAACUCACUACACACAGAGACGGUCCUACUAUUACAGCAGCCACAAGUACUCACGCUCCAAAUCCAGGAGCCGCAGCAGGGACUCACCUCACCGACGAGAGAGGAGGCGGUCUCGAUCCAGACCGUUUUCCAGCAGCUGCUCCUCUUCGCCGGAAAGGAAAUCUCAUCAUGACAAGCCUGGCGGCAAAAGGAAAUGUAAAGCUAAACAUUUGGCAGAACCAUCCAAGAACACCGAAAGUGGCCAAAGUGACUCCAUGUCGUUGACAAAACACAAGAAGACAAGCAAAGAGAAGCACCAUAAAAGAUCCAAAGAGAGGUCAAGGAGGAGGAGCAGGAGUGGGAGCACAGAGGUCGUCGGUGAGCGACACAAGCACCACCAUAAGAAGAAGAAGAAGCACAAGAAGAAAAGUAAAAAAAGCAAGAAUUCCGAGCUCAAAGCGAAGUCCUCACCCAAUGUCAUUACAAUCGAAAGCGACAAUGAGUCUUUUGCCAAUCGCAGCAUCACGCCUGUCAGUAGAACUACUGAACAUACUUUCAUCGAUAAUCCUGCUGAUGAUGGAGAAAACCCUGCCACGGUGGACCAAGCUUCACAAUCACAUUGAUGGAUUGAAUAUUCUAGAGCUUACCACAAGUAUUUUGCAUCAGAACAGUCUUUAAACUAUCAGGUGUCCAGUUCUUUUUUUAUAUUAUUUUUAUUGUUACUAUGUUUUUCCACAGUAAAUUCCAUAUGUGACAAACAAUGUACGUUCUACAGAUAAAACAGAUUAUCUUCAAUGACAUUUUGUAUCAAAACUGUCUGGUAUGCCCACCAUGUAAAGUGUUAUUAAAGGCUGUUUGACAUGACAAUGCAAACAAGGUAGAGGGGUAAAUAUUUUUGAAUUGUAUAUUUUACAAGCGUGAGCUGUUAUUUUGUUAAAAUAUUGAAAUAUUGCAAUGUGCAGAGGUGUUUGUAUAUUCAGGGAUUUUAAGCCUUUCUGUUGUAAUUAUGACACAGAUCUACUUUUAACUGCCAGUAAUUCAGUUGUUACCAUUAAAAUGGCAUUAUGAUUUCAAAAAUGA
Poecilia reticulata (guppy) is the source of this 3946-nucleotide messenger RNA. It is a transcript of the gene toporsa, whose product is annotated as topoisomerase I binding, arginine/serine-rich a. The record is from RefSeq and is a predicted model, not a curated record. Lineage: Eukaryota; Metazoa; Chordata; Actinopteri; Cyprinodontiformes; Poeciliidae. Gene Ontology annotation, molecular function: ubiquitin protein ligase activity. Gene Ontology annotation, biological process: protein monoubiquitination; protein polyubiquitination.